Molecule: messenger RNA, 934 nt
Organism: Haemorhous mexicanus (house finch)
Lineage: Eukaryota; Metazoa; Chordata; Aves; Passeriformes; Fringillidae
Product: chymotrypsin-C-like
Exons: 8
Coding region: 69-878 (269 amino acids)
Biological process (GO): proteolysis
Molecular function (GO): serine-type endopeptidase activity
Source: RefSeq, a predicted model, not a curated record
UCCCCAGCAGUCCAGACACUAUAAGAGGGGUGAGCAGCCCCACCACAGCACCUUUGCUAGGCACAACCAUGCUGGGAGCUGUCUGUCUCAUCGUGCUGCUGGGCUACGCCUACGGAUGCGGUCAGCCGGCCGUGCCACCACAGCUGAGCUCCCGCGUGGUGGGCGGUGAAGAUGCUGUAGCCCACAGCUGGCCAUGGCAGAUCUCGCUGCAGUACAGCCGCUCUGGGUCUUGGUACCACACUUGUGGCGGGACCCUCAUUGCCCCCCAGUGGGUGCUGACAGCUGCCCACUGCAUCAGCUCUUCCAUGACUUACCGUGUGGUGCUGGGCAUGCAGGACCUGUCAGAGGAUGACGAGCCCGGUUCUGUGGCCGUGGGUGUGGAGAAGAUGAUUGUCCAUGAAGAUUGGGAUUCCUACCUCAUCAUCAACGACAUUGCCCUGGUCAAGCUGGCAGAGGAGGUGCAGGAGACUGACACCAUCCGUGCCGCCUGCCUGCCGGCUGCCGACAAGAUCCUGCCCAACAACUACCCCUGCUAUGUCACCGGCUGGGGACGCAUCAGGACCAACGGGCCCCUGGCCACGAUCCUGCAGCAGGCUCUGCUGCCUGUGGUGGACUACAAGACCUGCUCCAAGUGGGACUGGUGGGGCAGCCUCGUGCUCGAGACCAUGGUGUGCGCCGGCGGCGACGGCGUCGUCUCUGGAUGCCAAGGCGAUUCUGGGGGCCCCCUGAACUGCCAGCGCGAUGAUGGGAUCUGGGAGGUCGACGGCAUCGUCAGCUUCGGCUCCAGCCUGGGCUGCAACCUGAAAAAGAAGCCGACAGUCUUCACCCGGGUGUCUGCCUACAUUGACUGGAUCAAUGAGAAAAUGAGCACGAACUGAGGACGCCGCAUUGUGGAGAUAGCAUUGUUGACCAAGAUAAAAGCAAAAAAUGCUGA